AUGUCGUUUGAUAUAGACGAUAAACAAUUGUUAGAUGAUGAAAAACUUCUGGCUAGUCAAGUGAAACAACUUGAGUUAGUUAGUGAUCAACGUCUCGACCCAGCGUAUCCAUUUGUUGUUCGUCUGGAUGGUGUUUCGUUUCGAAAUUAUACGCGUGGCUUCAAAAAGCCGUUUGAUCAACGUAUGACUCGGGCAUUUAUUCGUACAUCUGCUGAUUUACUUCAACGAUUCAGUCCGUUGACGAUCUUCUAUGAGUCCGAUGAAAUCUCUCUUGUCUUCAAUGCAUGUCCAAUGCUCGAAUCAUCUGAGAAACAUCCUCGCGAACACAUGUACUCUGGUCGAAUACAGAAAUUAGUCUCCGUGCUUGCUUCGUAUACAGCAGCAAAAUUUAAUAAGUACAUCAAUGAAGAAGAUUGGUCAGAUAUAGAAAAUCCUCACGUGCGUGAACGUCUUCAAGCACAUUCGGCCUAUUUCGAUGGUCGAGCUUUUACCGUGCCUAAUGUGUUUGCUGCUAUGGCAUCGAUCUAUUGGCGUCAUCGAUAUGAUACAUUGAAAAAUGCGACAUUAACGUACGCAUUAACUCAUUAUUCACAAAAUGCUAUCCUGGGAAAAAGUCCACAUGAAUUACGUGAUCUGAUGCGUGCGGAAAAGAAUUGGGAUAUGCUUGCUGAUGCACCGAAGAAUAUUAUCUAUGGUACAUUCUUAAAAAAAGAAUUGUACGAUUUAGAAAGCGUGGAUCGCAAAACUCAACAGAAUGUUAUUGUCAAACGCAGUCGAGUACGUGUUGGAUCAUUUAGUAUGAGCAAAUUGUUAGCAAACAAUCAGGACAAAGUUGAAUUUAUUAUGAGCAAAUAUUGGAAUGAAGGAAACCCUAAUGUUAUGGACGUUGAGAUACCCGAUUGGUGGAUGCAGUACUAUCGGCAGCCAAAUACAUUAGUAAAUGAUGAAUAA
Molecule: messenger RNA, 951 nt
Organism: Adineta ricciae
Lineage: Eukaryota; Metazoa; Rotifera; Eurotatoria; Adinetida; Adinetidae
Source: the annotation of a GenBank genome assembly